Molecule: messenger RNA, 1439 nt
Organism: Stomoxys calcitrans (stable fly)
Lineage: Eukaryota; Metazoa; Arthropoda; Insecta; Diptera; Muscidae
Product: apolipoprotein D
Exons: 5
Coding region: 529-1200 (223 amino acids)
Source: RefSeq, a predicted model, not a curated record
GUCGCAGUCAGUCUAAGCCGAACACUCGUCUCAACAACUACCUCUUCGAAUUCGGGGAAAAAGAAGUCGGUAAAAUCGUUGUCUACCACACCACCUCACUGAGUCACACAUAGUCGUCGAUGGUGAUCGCGGGCAUUUUAUGCAUUUUUUGAUUUCUUGACAAUUCCCGUCUACUUGGCUAUUUUUCAGAUACUACCGUGGAGUGCGAAAAAAAUGUUUAAAUGAUUAAAUAAAAGAGCCAAUAUUUUUAAGUGCGUGUUGUUGGUGUCUUAAGUGUGCGAAUGAAAUAAAUUGAAAAACACACACACACACACAAAUCAAAAAGACUAAGCCAAACGCUCUAGCGUUAGUUUUUUUCUAUAUAAACCAAACAAACAAAAGCGAAAAAAUUGCAAAAAGAAGCUAAAAUACACAAAACAUAUAAACCUAAAAUAUUUGCAAUAAAUUGAAGAAAUAAACAGUGUUUUGAACCCUGUUUUUGUGUUUUUGCUCACUCUCGGCAUAGUUGUGAAUAUUUAAUUUAGCAUUAUGUUGAAACGCUUGGCCUCCUCUUCAUUGUAUGCUUCAGCGUCAAGAAAAACGCUUCUUGAAAUCGCUUUGACGUUGUGCUUGUUUUUGCUGUUGAUGGACUCUACAUGGGCGGUGGGCUUUGGACGUUGUCCCAAAUAUCCUUCAAUGCCAAAAUUUAAUAUGAGCAGGGUUCUGGGUCAAUGGUAUGAGGUUGAACGUUCAUUUUAUUUGCCAGAAAUAGCCUCGGGCUGUACCACUUUGGAGUUCCAGCCAUUACAUCGAGAAGAACUCUCAAAAUUCAACAACUUCAAAUUGGAAGUGGCCAUCAAGACCAUAAAUCGCAUUACUGGCAAUCCUUCGGUAAAUUUGGGCUAUGCUACACCGGAAAAUCGAAAGUCAUCUAUAAUGGAUUUUAAGUUCAAUACACGCUUUCCAGAUGUCAUAGCCCGGCUGCUGCCAGGUUCAGGAAAAUAUCAAGUCCUCUAUUCGGACUAUGACAAUUUUGCCAUAUUGUGGUCAUGCGGUAGCCUUGGCUCUUUAGGCUACUCCGAUCAAAUUUGGGUAUUUGGUCGUACACGUGAUUUUCCCGUUGAAACGCGUGCAAAAAUCUAUGAUGCCCUAAAGAAGUUGGGUCUGGAACCGGAUCGUUUGGUGUUGAGCAAGAAUAAAAACUGCCCCAAGACGCUGUAGAAAAGGCAGCUGCAAACAAAUUACAAGUGUAGUUUAAACUUAAGGCCUCUCUAUUUAAGAUUCAUUCAUCAAAAAUAGUAUACACAACACAACAUAGCCACAUAUAAAGCAUAUGUUUGUUUGUGUGUAGGCAUAGUUAUUAUUUGUAUUCUGUAUUGUACUAUAUUCAAUUUAGAAUAGGUUACUGUGAUACGCCUCUACCUGGACCAUUUAAUAAAAACAAUUGCCAAAAUUUGAAA